AUGGACCAUGGAGAGGACGUCACCGACAUUUAUUUCCUUGCUACAGAAUGUCAUGACAUUUUGGCAGGCUGCGUCUCUAAUCCCGUUUCGAGGGAGCAGAACUGGGCUCGGUCUGCGCAAGGCGACUCCAAUCUUUGGCAUGCUGGGAUCAAGGCAGAUUGUUCAGACAAGUCAUCUUUGGACUACCGUCUCAGGAAAAGGCCAGAUGUUCGGGCAGCCAUUUGCUCGCUUCUUAGCAGCCAAGUGACGACAUAUGUUGGGGUUUUUGAGUAUCAAUUGAUUAUUGUUAGGGCGUGGUUAGAGAGCUGGAAGCCGCUUCAACAUGUUGCUAAGAUGGUUGCUAAGAUGUGCGACCGCCAGUAUCCAUGCUGUAACUGCAUCAAGCGAGAAAAACAGAACAUCUGUCGUUAUGACGUCGACUCGAAGGACAAAUAUAAUAAUGAGAGUGGCUCAUCGGAAAGCAGUACUAUUACUACUAGUAGUAACAGCAUCAACACGUUGCAUCUGUCUCCACCCCUUAGCCAGCAGGUUGGCGGGUUUCAGGACGAGAUCCGAGAUUUUGGCUAUUCCAGCCAAGGAAACCACAAUUCUAUGAGCUUAUUACGAACCACAGAGCUAUAUGGAGUUCAGAGCACUUGUUUGGUUAGCCCAUCUAACUAUUUCCCAAGUGAUAAAAAUCAAAAGUACAAGGAACUGGUCCGCCAGCUACCCCCGCAAGACUGCAUCAACAUCCUGAUCGAGACGUUUUUCGCCAACAUCAAUUGGCAGUAUGAUUUGCUCGAUGAAGGACCCUUUCGAGCACAAUUAGAAGAGUGGGGGAAAGUGUCGUACUCUGACCUUCAAAAGGGCCCCGAAAGAUUGGCGCUGGAAACCCUUGUGUUCCCUGCCUUAUUACUUCAAGUCCUCGCUCAGGCGCUUCUUUUUCACCCCCCUCAUGAUAAAAAGAUUAGCUCCCUUAUGACUAUGGCUGACAUGAGCUUCCAUGAUCUUGGGACCGAAUAUAGCGAUAUAGGUGCUAAUAUACUAGCACUUUUAGGGAAAAGAGACAUCACAAUAGCUACGGUACAAUCGGGAUUGUUACGGGCAUCAUUUUUGAAAAGCAGUGGCAAAGUUGUUGAAGCUUGGCAUGUACUUGGAGCUACAAUCCGCGAUGCACAGGAGAUUGGCCUACAUACCGGGCGAUUUGUCUCCGAGAAAUCCCCAAUUGGAUCGAGCACCGCUGGCCAUAGAAUUUGGGUGAUCUUACAUAUUUGGGACGUACAUAUGGCUGUCGUCCUCGGCCGGCCAAUUACCACUAAUCUCCAAAUAGAUAGCUUCUCUCAUACUAUUGAGGAUGAUGGAAAUAGGCAAGGAUUGUUCUCGCAUUGGCAGACCGAGACUGACCCCCCUCGGCCAUUCGAUAUCAUUCUUGCCGGCUAUCAUGUGGCAUAUCGAUAUUUUCAGGACAUUCACCAGCUAGAAUACGAUGGUGCCAAACCUCAGGACUACCCAAAGGUCGAAUCCAUUCACGCUGCAAUCAAAAAGAAUUCCGAGCUUUUACCUUCUUGGUGCCGGUUGGAAAACCCGGAUACGAAAUUUGAUCAAAAUACUGCAUGUCAAUGGCUACCUACCGCCCGAGAAGGGCUAUUUUCUCUCAUCAACCUAGUUCUUCUCACACUUCAUCGACCUUACAUAUUCUCUGUGGGCAAUAGUCAAACGGAAGCUCUCAAAGCUGGAAUAUCUAUUCUUCGUGCACAAGAGCGGCUCUUCCGACAGUCAGAGCCAUAUCAGUGCCAGGUGUUUAAUCCGGUCUACGCUUCUUUCGAUGCGCUUGUUCUUGUUGCAGCAAUCUAUCUCACUUUUCCGAAUCGGAACCAAGAAUGGCGAGCAGAAUCUGUCCAAGUUGUUGAAAGAGGGAUGGAAAGGCUACGUAUCAUUGGUCUAGGUAACGCUAUGGCAAAAUCAGCACAUGGUGUUGUCUGGAGCCUGUACCAUCACCUAAAGCAUCGACUCGACAUCCCCGAAACUGCAGAGGACUUUGAAACACCUCACAGCAACCUAGAAUGGAGAUCUCCCAACAGUCAAAUAAAUUCUGGAACACUGUUGGAACCAUCCUUUUAUAACGUGCUACCACCGCGUCCGUCCCAUGAUCUGUUCUACGACAAUAUCUCUAGCACGCAAAUUCCCUUUAUGGAUAAACCGGACAAUUUAUCUUUGGAUUCACUUACCGCGAAUACGACUACGAAUGAUUGGAAUUUUGAAGGGGACUUUUCAAGUGAUAGCUUUUGGAGUUUGAUGAAUGAGCUUAUCGAUUAA
Molecule: messenger RNA, 2295 nt
Organism: Talaromyces rugulosus
Lineage: Eukaryota; Fungi; Ascomycota; Eurotiomycetes; Eurotiales; Trichocomaceae
Exons: 3
Coding region: 1-2295 (764 amino acids)
Biological process (GO): DNA-templated transcription
Cellular component (GO): nucleus
Molecular function (GO): DNA binding; zinc ion binding
Source: RefSeq, a predicted model, not a curated record